GGUGACAGAGUUGUCAGUGUCGAAAACUGAACCGUGUAAAGAACAUAGAAAGUUUCAAUUCCGCUUUCUUCAUAAUGAUUUCUUAUCAUUUAGUAACGGCUACAUUCAUCAAUUUACUUUGGCUCACCCCUUCUACAUCUGCACCGAACUGAAAAUCCUACUAAAUUUAUAGUAGUCAGAGAAAAGUGCUCAAUCGCCCUAAACUGAAUAGUGAUUGUUUCCUGAAACCGUCUCUGGACGUUUGUUCUAAAAAACUGAAAUGAAAAAAACACUUGUGAAUCCUAACGUUAUUUAUGUGAGUCUGAAGUAGAUAUAUACAUUUCACCUCAUGCACCGUUAUUCUAAGCACUUAAAACCCAGAGGGUUUCCGGACCGAUUCAUCCCAAGAAGAGAUGUUACAGAUUUUGAAUGUUCAUAUCAUAUAAUUGACUACGAAGAAGAAAGUAGCAGUCUCUCCCAAAAUUCUAGUGUAACAAUUGAUGAAGAUGCCGUGUUUCUCAAUACUGCCAAAAAUAAAUAUAAUGCUCAGAAAUACCGAAAUGAGUUGAGAGAAGUUUUGUUUCCAAGCCAGAAUAGAGUUUUGCAAUUUUCAACUCCUCGGAAAUUGAAGAAAUAUUUUGAUGAAAGCACAGACGUAUGGCCUGUGGAGGCCAGAUCAAAACCAUUACUGGGAGCACCAUCUACAGUUUUGGAUAUGCCGGAUUUAGACACCCAUUUAUGUCACCAAGUAGUGGAUUGGGGCAAGAAAGGUUAUAUAGCUGCGACCUAUGAUGGUGAGGUUCAUUUGUGGCACCCCGAACAGAAAGUUUCCAGAAGGGUAACCAACACGGGCCGCAAGGUUAAGAAUUGCAUCAAAUGGAACAAAGAAGGCACACAUUUUGCGAUGGCGCUGAGGAAUCGGGAAAUCGCAAUAUGGGACUUCGAAUCAUUCAAAACUACUGCUCAAGCUGUGUGUCGCUGCUCGUUGAAUUGCACCAUAACAGCAAUAGAGUGGGCAGCAAACAAUUUUUUGAUAACAGGAUGUUCCAAUGGAUGUGUUUGUUAUUGGUCUUCAAAUCUGACUUGCAUUAAAACGUGUCCUUCUGCUCACUGCAAAGAUAUUAUCAGCAUCAAACUCUCUUGUAAAGAACGAGGAAUGGUCUCCACAGGAAUAGAUAAACAAGUGAAAACAUGGAUUUGGCCGGAUUUCCUCCCAAACGCAGACAUGGAAUAUAAUGGACCCACAAAGGCUGUUGACUGGCAUCCCUGGAGGGACUCAUUGCUGGCGGUGGGAGGGCCAAUAUAUUCGACAAUAUGGAAUGUCAACACUGGAAAAAUAAUCAGUUUUCGAGAGCAUCCCCAUUCUAAUAGUUCAGUGGAUUGCCUAUCAUUCAACCCCGUUUCUGCUGAACUUGUGGUGACGUACUGGUCACUUAAGGAAAACGGAGGAAGUGAGAACUACAUAAGUGUACUAAAGAACUUAGAUAGUGUAGUAGACGAAAUAAGAUAUAAUAACGGGAGAGUUCCUUAUCUACUUUGGGAUUGCACGGGCACCAAGUUAGCUACUGCUAGUUCUGAUGAAAAUUUGUGCAUAUGGGAUUUCUUUGGGACAUCCUCGAAGUUGGAGAAGAAGUAUUUGAAAACGAAGAAGAAGACUUUCACCAUGAAUAUGUUCUCCAACUUAUACGCAUUUGGUGAUAGCAUAAGGUGAAUACAGCGAAGGUGUAAAACUGUUUUUCAAUUCCACAGUUUUCAAUUGAUUGAUUUGUUUUAAAUGCGUUUUAUAUUCUUGAUGCAAUUGUAGUGAGAGAUUUUAUUUUUCCAAAUAGAAAGAGGGUAAUAUUCA
Molecule: messenger RNA, 1825 nt
Organism: Leptinotarsa decemlineata (Colorado potato beetle)
Lineage: Eukaryota; Metazoa; Arthropoda; Insecta; Coleoptera; Chrysomelidae
Product: protein cortex
Biological process (GO): positive regulation of anaphase-promoting complex-dependent catabolic process; anaphase-promoting complex-dependent catabolic process; positive regulation of ubiquitin protein ligase activity
Cellular component (GO): anaphase-promoting complex
Molecular function (GO): ubiquitin ligase activator activity; anaphase-promoting complex binding; protein binding
Source: RefSeq, a predicted model, not a curated record